CUCUCGGGUGCGUCUGGCCCCUCAACAUUGCUUGACUCACCGCUUGGUACUGACGAGGAUUUUACCUAGACCACCUGUGGAGAGCCUUGUCCGCUUAAGACCCCACUGUUCUGCAUAAGAGCCCCUACCCGUCUUCAACCUUUAUACUCCUGCCGCCAAGAUGUUCACUCACUUGGCUGCCCGUCUCCCCAAUGCCUUGGGCCAUGCUGUCCCCAGGGUGUCGUCCCGCUUCCCGGCCCACGCUCGUCUUCUGAGCAGGCUUGCGGUUGACGGCAGCAAGGGCAGAGCCAUGCCUGCCACCAAAAACAGGGCCACCGCUGCCGCAUCCGGUGUUGAUGCCACCUUCACCAUCAGAGAUGGCCCCGUGUUCCAGGGCAAGGCCUUUGGCGCCAACUCCAACAUCUCAGGCGAGGCCGUCUUCACGACGUCCCUCGUGGGAUAUCCCGAGUCCAUGACGGACCCUUCUUACCGUGGCCAGAUCCUGGUAUUCACCCAGCCUCUGAUUGGUAACUAUGGUGUGCCCUCGAAUGAGCGGGACGAGUACAAUCUCCUCAAGUACUUCGAGUCCCCCCAUAUCCAAUGUGCCGGCGUUGUUGUCGCCGACGUGGCUGAGCAGUACAGCCAUUGGACGGCCGUCGAGAGCUUGGGCGAGUGGUGCGCUCGAGAGGGCGUGCCCCUCGUGUCUGGCGUGGAUACCCGCGCCAUUGUCACGUACCUGCGAGAGCAGGGUUCCUCGCUCGCCAGAAUCUCUAUUGGCGACGAGUACGAUGCCGACGAAGAUGAGGGUUUCAUCGACCCCGGUCAGAUCAACCUGGUCAAGCGCGUGAGCACCAAGGCGCCAUUCGUGGUCGCGAAUCCCAAUGCCACUUUCCACAUCGCCCUGAUCGACUGCGGCGUAAAGGAGAACAUCCUGCGCAGCUUGGUCAGCCGCGGGGCGUCGGUCACCGUGUUCCCGUACAACUACCCGAUCCACAAGGUGGCGGACAACUUUGACGGUGUCUUCAUCUCAAACGGCCCCGGUGACCCGACCCACUGCCACGAGACGGUGUACAACCUCGCCCGCCUGAUGGAGACCUCCUCGGUCCCCAUCAUGGGUAUCUGCCUCGGCCACCAGCUUCUGGCUCUCGCCGUUGGCGCGCAGACGAUUAAGCUCAAGUACGGCAAUCGCGCGCACAACAUCCCCGCGCUCGACUUGACCACGGGCCAGUGCCACAUCACGAGCCAGAACCACGGCUACGCCGUCGACGCGAGCACCCUGCCGAGUGAGUUCAAGGAGUACUUUGUCAACCUCAACGACGGCAGCAACGAGGGCAUGUUGCACAAGACCCGCCCCAUCUUCUCGACCCAGUUCCACCCGGAGGCCAAGGGCGGUCCCAUGGACAGCGCCUACCUCUUCGACAAGUACCUGCAGAACGUCAAGAUGUUCAAGGACAGCGCAAAGGUGUACCGCGACAACAGACCCUCGCAGCUGAUGAUUGACAUUCUCAGCAAGGAGCGUGUUGGCGUGGAGCCCUCGCCCCUGGCGAAUGCUGCAUGAGUCUGUUUUCUAAUGCUGAGUUUGCACGUGGGUUGUUUCUGGGUUUCUGAGGUUUGAGCGUUUGGCUUUCUUUCAACGGUAUCCAGCUAAAUUGAAAUGUAUCUGCUUUACUCGACCGAAAGCGUGGGCAGGAAGGGGAUCGAGCGAUUCAACGAGCGAAUUGUUUAGACAAGCGUCAAUGGCAUAGUUCAGAUUGGUCUAAAAUCACUAUUUCGUCUCCUGACCAUAUCCCUUGUUUGCCGUGUUGGGUUUUGCUAAGCAAUGUUGCUUUGUUGCUGAAAAGCUCUUCAUUUCCACUGACCUGGAUAAGUAUCGCGAUGUUGAAGUCGCGCAUGGUGGUGGUGAUGGAGCUUAGAUGUAGAAUGGUAUCAGUCCAUGGAAUUGCACAGCUGUCUCAAAUAGUGGUAAUUUCUCAGCAGUCAAUAUGAAUCUAUGAC
Molecule: messenger RNA, 1974 nt
Organism: Canariomyces notabilis
Lineage: Eukaryota; Fungi; Ascomycota; Sordariomycetes; Sordariales; Chaetomiaceae
Product: small subunit of carbamoyl phosphate synthase
Exons: 2
Coding region: 161-1537 (458 amino acids)
Biological process (GO): L-glutamine metabolic process; L-arginine biosynthetic process; 'de novo' pyrimidine nucleobase biosynthetic process
Cellular component (GO): cytoplasm; carbamoyl-phosphate synthase complex
Molecular function (GO): carbamoyl-phosphate synthase (glutamine-hydrolyzing) activity
Source: RefSeq, a predicted model, not a curated record